AUGAGUGGGUCAAUAACGGAUGCUUUUAAAAGCUUGAACGUCACUGGCGACUCCUCGCCAUCUGAAUUGAAACAGAUCUAUCAAGUGUCAUUUGAGUACUUGUCAAAAGUGAAGAAGUUUGACGACUUGCAAGCAUUCAAGAAUUGUCUUGUUGCAUUGAUCAAUUUAGACCAAUACGAAGAAGCAGCAAAGAUCAUUGCCAAGGUACCUGCAAAAUUGGUUGAACCUUUGAUUUUAGAAAUCACAUAUGUUUACUACAAGAUUGGAAAUUCAAAGCAAAUCUUGCAACUCUACGAAAAACACAAAUCAAAAAUUGAGUCUAAACAAGUGCAAACAGGGUUGAAAAAUAUAUUGGCGCAGACGUAUUAUAAAACUGGUGAUUAUGAAAAAGCUUUGGGUUUGUAUAAAGGUUUAAUUAGCGGUUCGUUUGACAAUCAGAGUGACUUGUUGGUCAAUGAACAAGCGAUCAUUUCACAAUUAAUUUUCCAAACUGGUGAAGCCACGGUUGCAAGAUCCAACUCAGACUUGGACCCAACCAACUAUGACAUGCUAUUCAAUGAAGCCAUUAUUGAAAUUGCUAAAGCAAACCUUGCUAAAGCCUUGCAAUUGUUGCAACAAGCUCACAAAGUGUGUUCAGAAAAUAACUUGACUGAUGAAGAUGUUGAGACAGAAUUACUUCCUAUUAACUUGACCAUUGCUUAUGUAUUUCAAUUGCAAAAUGAAGCAUCAAAAAGUGACGAAAUUUUGUCUGCCAUUAACAUUGACAAUGUACAUGACACGUUACUCAAGCUAAUCUUGAAGAAUAACAUCCAAUCAGAAAAGGCGAUUGAUAGCGCAAAUUUAAUUGAUAGGCAAUUGAAUUAUCAUGAGACUAUUCAAAAAGUGAAGCAAAAGAUAACCUUGUUACAGUUAGAGUCGGUUUUAAAAAACAGCUUGGUCUUGAGGUUUACCACUGGUACAUUGUCAGCUACUCAAUUGGAUUCGAGAUCCAUUGCCAAUCUCGGGUCAGUUUCGGCGGCUUACCGUGUCUUGUCAAGAAACGACAUCAGCUACAAAGCCCUCAAAGAAGGAAACAAUAAAAUAGUCGGUAGAAAAUUGGUACGGUAUAUUCGAAAAGAGUCUAGAUCAGACUUAAAAGAAGCCGCUGUUUUGCUCUUGGUGUUUAUCAAUUCACAAACUGGUUCAUUUGACCAAUGCUUGCCAUUUUUAGAGAAACUCGUUCAGGAAUCCCAAGACCAACCGAAAAUCUCACCCGGAAUUAUUGGAACUCUUAUACAUGUUUAUGAAGCUACACACAAUAUAAACAAGCUAAAAAGCUUACUUACCAAAUUAACGGAGAAGUUAUUAUACACCCCUGAGGAUGCUUUCAAGGACCAAAAUUACUACAAUUCUGCUAAGGUCAUUGCUAUGAAAAACUACAGUUUCAACAAUGACAAUUCCAGACAAUUGUUUGAGUUUUUACAUGAGUCGAAGCCAGACGACGAGUUGAUAAAUUCCCUCUUGUCAAAUUCAAACGAUAGCUUAACACCAGUUUCGGAGUUGGAAUCGUCAAAACCCAUCGAAGACAUUUUGUCCAUCAACUUGGAUGAAUUGAUACCAACAAAAGCCAAGCCAAUUCAACCAGUGGUCAAAAAAUCUACAAAAGUCACAAAAAAGAAAUGUGCUCCCAAGUUUGGAAAAGACAAAGUGGUCAAGCCUGAAGGCGAGUUCAAGUUGGAUGAUGAAAGAUGGUUACCAUUGAAAUUGAGAAGCUAUUAUAAACCAACAAAGAAGGAUAGAAAGAAGAUAGGUGGAGGGCAUCAAGGUGCAGUUGAGUCAUCACCCGCACCUGUUUCUCAUAAUACGUCGCUGGGUAAUGCCAACAAGAAGAAGAAAAAGAAAGGUAAAAAGUAA
Lodderomyces margitis is the source of this 1893-nucleotide messenger RNA. RefSeq names its product signal recognition particle subunit. The coding region runs from base 1 to 1893 and encodes 630 amino acids. Gene Ontology annotation, molecular function: protein binding; ribosome binding; 7S RNA binding. Lineage: Eukaryota; Fungi; Ascomycota; Pichiomycetes; Serinales; Debaryomycetaceae. The transcript has a single exon. Gene Ontology annotation, biological process: SRP-dependent cotranslational protein targeting to membrane. Gene Ontology annotation, cellular component: signal recognition particle, endoplasmic reticulum targeting. The record is from RefSeq and is a predicted model, not a curated record.